CCACGCGUGGUACGAGGUUGUGUCUCUCAGGUGAAGCAUGGCUAAAAGCCUGCGGAGUAAGUGGAAGAGGAAGAUGCGGGCCGAGAAGAGAAAGAAGAAUGCGCCAAGGGAGCUCAACAGACUGAAGAGUAUCCUCAGAGUGGACGGGGAUGCUCUAAUGAAAGACGUUGAGGAGAUAGCAACCGUGGUGGUAGCCAAACCUCUACAGGAGAAAAUGCAGUGUGAGGAAGGGCGGUGUGACGCAGAUGAGGAAAAGGAUGACAUGAAAAUGGAAACUGAAAUUAAGAGAAACAGAAAGACUCUUCUAGACCAGCAUGGCCAGGACCCAGUGUGGAUGAACCAGAGGCAAAGAAAAAGACUGAAGGCCAAGAGAGAAAAGAAACAAGGGAAAAGCAGAGCAAAGGCCGAGAAGGGCCUGGCCUGGUAGACCUUAAAGACUGGCAAGGGAGACAGGCGUGGUGGUGCACCCCUUUCAUCCCAGCACUCAAGAGGUGGAGGCAGGUGGAUCUCUGUGAGUUCAAGGCCAGCCUGGUCUACAGAGCAAUUCCAAAGCACCCAGGGCUCCUUUACACAGAGAAACUGUGUCUUGAAAAUACAAGCAAACAAACAAACAAACAAAAAACUCAGAAACUUUGUUUUCAGUUUGGACUUAGUUCUGUAAUUCAAACCAAAAUAACUCAUUUGUGUUAGAAACUUGAAUAAAAUCUCUUUGGUGAUGAAAAAAAAAAAAAA
Molecule: messenger RNA, 732 nt
Organism: Mus musculus (house mouse)
Lineage: Eukaryota; Metazoa; Chordata; Mammalia; Rodentia; Muridae
Gene: Llph-ps1
Product: LLP homolog, pseudogene 1
Exons: 1
Coding region: 38-427 (129 amino acids)
Source: RefSeq, a predicted model, not a curated record